AUGAGAAAGAAGAGGAUGAUGCUCAAGAAACAACUCUCUGUACCACUUACUGAUUUACUGGUCAAGCCGGAAGAUGCUUACGAUAUCAGCACAGAAUAUGAGAUCCACAGCCAGCUUGGAUUUGGAACGUAUUCACAGGUGAAAAGUGCUACCAGGAUUAGCGACGGCUCUAAAGUUGCUAUCAAAAUUUCUAGUGGUAGCUCAGGAGUUGCUCUACUCCAAAAGGAAAAAUCCUUGAUGGAAUCUCUCACCUGUCCUUUCUUCCCCCAAAUAUUUGAUUUCAAAUUGGACAAAGUUUGGAACAAGGCUUACCUAAUCAUGGAGAAAAUCCCAGGCGAAAGCCUGGAUUCCUACAUUAAAAAUUCAGAUAAGAUACCAGUUGAAACCAUUGAAGCUUUUAUCAACCAGCUUUGUGCGAUUAUAAAAUAUUUGCACUGAAACAAUAUCUGUCAUAGGGAUCUUAAACCACAGAAUAUAAUAGUGACUAAAGAUAAUACCCUGCGUCUCCUAGAUUUUAACAUUAGUAAAAAAAUCAAAGACUCUGCUAAGGGUACAAUCAUGAGUGAGGUGUUCUAUACCCAGAUUAGCACUCCUCAGUAUGCUGCACCAGAAGUGUACUCGACAGCUGGAUAUACCCCAGCUAUUGACAUUUGGGGCAUUGGCAUCAUUGGAUAUCUCCUCUGAGGUGGAAUUGUUACUACAUGUGAUCUUACCAACUCUGGAGAAAUCUCCCAAGAAAAGAUAAUAUUUAAGGGACAUGUAGAGUCUUAUCAUCCACUACCAAGAAGGCUUAGAACUUUCCUUUGAAGUUGACUCAAUGAGGACCCAAAUUUGAGGCCCACGGUUGAGGACGAUUAUUUUAAUUCUGAUAUUGUCAUCUCGAUCCUUACCGCUUCCAAAAGUUUCGAAAAGAUCGACGAGGAAAACAAGGAAGAUGAAUAA
This is a messenger RNA of Moneuplotes crassus, 942 nucleotides long. The record is from the annotation of a GenBank genome assembly. NCBI's taxonomy places the organism in Eukaryota, Ciliophora, Spirotrichea, Euplotida, Euplotidae.